AUAUAACGAUUGUCCAUAUGUUUGACUAUAAAUUAUUAGCAUUGUUUAAACUAUUUAUUGACAUUUUUAAAUAUAUUUCUAUAUCUAUUACAAGUUUGUAACUUAAACGUACAAGCCGACUUUUGUUAAGUUCAUGUGGAUUAAUUAAAUCAAUGAGAUACUUAAACUGAAUGAGAAAAAAUGGCAUUUUCACUAAGAGGAAAGCCUAUCUUCAAACUAUCUAUGUUCCUAACAACCCUGUUGUCAACUACAACCAUUGUCAAAGGUCACGGACGCUUGAUGGAACCGCCUUCGAGGUCAACUGCUUUUCGAUUUGGCUUUGCAACUCCUCAUAACUAUAAUGAUAAUCAACUUAGCUGUGGAGGAUAUUGGAAUCAAUGGGAACUGAAUCAAGGACGCUGUGGUAUUUGUGGGGAUCCAUACCAGGGUCCACGUGAAAACGAGGCUGGCGGGAAAUACGCUAAAGGGACAAUAGUUCGCCAUUACAAGGAAGGGCAGAACAUAGAUGUAGAAAUUGAAUUGAUGGUUGGACACGGUGGAUGGUCAGAAUUCCGGAUAUGCCCAAAUAAUAACAUACACAAAGCAGCAACACAACAAUGCUUAGAUAAAUACCUUCUAGCGACACCUGGCGGACAAACUAGAUUUGAACAUGCGCACAUGGAGAUUGGUCUCCACAAAUAUGAAUUAAAGCUUCCAUCUGGGCUUACGUGCACUCAGUGUGUUCUACAGUGGAGAUGGAACACUGAUUCUAACAACAAUUGCAAUUUUGUUACCCACAAGAAUUGCUGUAACGGUUGCGGACCUCAAGAACAAUUCUACGGUUGUUCAGAUGUAUCAAUCGAACGUGCCACAAAUAUCGUACAUUACGCGUCACAAACAACGCCACGUGCUCCACCACAUCCGUUUCAAGAAAGAGUUACUAGACCAGAGAGACCAAUGGGUUUCAUACCAAUAGAUGUAAUGGGUCGUUAUUUGAAGGAAGCCAAAAUAAAAACAUAAAAAAUAUCAAUUACACAUGAAUACAUAAUCAUGUUUUACAUAGUUAACAAAGUUUUAAAUGAAUUUUAGUAAAGUUUGAUGCCCUU
Messenger RNA from Ruditapes philippinarum (Manila clam), 1085 nucleotides. RefSeq lists its product as uncharacterized. Bases 181 to 999 code for a protein of 272 amino acids. The transcript is spliced from 5 exons. The record is from RefSeq and is a predicted model, not a curated record. NCBI's taxonomy places the organism in Eukaryota, Metazoa, Mollusca, Bivalvia, Venerida, Veneridae.